AUGAAUUAUCUCAGCAACUUCAUCGGCCGCCCAUUCGCUAGUCACGCCCAGGACGAGGACAGCGACACCAUGACCGCGCCAGAAGCGUCAACAUCGUCGCCACCACGCAGCUCCAUGUCUUCAUCAUCUCAAAUCCCAGGCCUCAAUCUCCUGUCAGCUGCACAGUAUGAUGCACAAGUCGCCGCCAGAAGAGCAGCAUCGUCGCCCAUCACUCCUGCUACCAAACGUCCCAAACUCGACACACCAGCCAGCUCGUCGUCGACAGCCCCGCGCACACUCCUUCCUUCCAAGAUCCGUGGUGACUCUGCAGCUAAAGUCAAUGAUAUGUGUCAGAACCGCCAUCUGCGAGCCGACUAUAAUUUCGAGGAAGGUCCCCCAUACGCCUUUUCAGCCACUCUCCGUUUGCUGGAUGGCGAUCAAGCGAUAGAGACCUUCGAAGCGCCCGGCACACACGGCAGUAAGAAGGCCGCCAAAGAGAAGGCUGCCGAGAUGGCUGUGAUUUGGCUAGAGAAACAACCCAUCCCAAAGAAAGGUCAGAAAGAUGCAGGACUCCUGCCGCUCUCUGCUGCGAAAGUCGACCCCUCUGAAAACUGGGUUGGUGUGUUACACGAAUUCUGUCAAGGACGCCAAAUUGAUCAACCAGAGUACUCUAUCUAUGAGCUCGGCCUCCAACGCUUCGGCGCAACAUGCACUAUCCUCAACCACACAUACCACGACCAGAAUGCCGCCUUCUCAAGUAAGAAGAUUGCAAAGACCGCCGCUGCUCGUGCUGCCGUCUUGGCCUUGCGUGAGGAAGGCGUCUUGACUAAACAUGCAGCACAUGUCCGUAUCCAGGUGGCUCCUGCCAUUCCAGCCUUUGGCACGCCAUUGCCUCCUGUUGCUGCUGUUGUCACCAGUCCACCUAAAGUACAGCCAAGCCCAUCGCCCUCGGCAUCUUCGCUCGUGCCUACCUUGUGUGCCGAACUCAACAUUACGCCUCCAACUUACAAGCUCGUACAGACCUCGUUGUUGACUCCUGACUACUGGGACGGUGAGGCUCGCUUUGAUCAUGCCGUUGAGCCUUGCCUUCGCGGCGCCGUGGGAAAGGUUGAGAGGGUGUAUGGCAAGAAGAAUGCCAAGGACAAGGUUGUGCAGCAAGUUCUGGAGGUUCUAGAGGGCGUCAAGCUACAGAGGAUGGCUGGCUGA
Molecule: messenger RNA, 1185 nt
Organism: Aureobasidium melanogenum CBS 110374
Lineage: Eukaryota; Fungi; Ascomycota; Dothideomycetes; Dothideales; Saccotheciaceae
Exons: 2
Coding region: 1-1185 (394 amino acids)
Source: RefSeq, a predicted model, not a curated record